AUGCUGAUUUUCAAAGAUGCAUUCACAGAUGACGAACUCGCGUCAGAUUCUUUCCCAAUGAAGUUAGUUGAUGGACUUAUCUGGGAAUUCAAAGGACGUCAAGUGAUUAGGAGGGAAGGUGAGAUUGUACUUCCUGGAGCUAACCCUUCAGCAGAAGGCGAAGAUUUGGACGAGGGCACCGAAGAGCAUGUAGAAAGAGGCAUUGAUUUCGUGCUGAACCACCGGCUGCAAGAGAUGAGUUGCUACGAAGAUAUAAGUACUUUCAAAUCUUACUGCAAGUCAUUUAUGAAGAAGGUAGUCGAAUUAAUGAAAAAAAACGGAAGGUCGGAAUCGGAAAUCGAUGAUUUCAAAAAAAAGAUUCAGGCGUGGGUCGUAUCACUGUUGAGUAAAGAACGAUUUAAGCAGCUGCAGUUUUUCAUCGGCGAACGUAUGGCACAAGGCUACGGCGAAGGCCAAGUUGCCGUUGUUGAAUAUAGAGAUGAGCAAGGUGGUGAAGUGCCAUAUUUGAUGCUUGUGAAAGAAGCACUUGUUGAAGAGAAACAAUAA
Messenger RNA from Thelazia callipaeda (thelaziosis nematode), 546 nucleotides. NCBI's taxonomy places the organism in Eukaryota, Metazoa, Nematoda, Chromadorea, Rhabditida, Thelaziidae. The record is from the annotation of a GenBank genome assembly.